This is a messenger RNA of Hirundo rustica (Barn swallow), 401 nucleotides long. RefSeq names its product ribosomal protein S27 (gene RPS27). The transcript has 4 exons. Gene Ontology annotation, molecular function: RNA binding; structural constituent of ribosome. Gene Ontology annotation, biological process: translation; ribosomal small subunit assembly. The record is from RefSeq and is a predicted model, not a curated record. NCBI's taxonomy places the organism in Eukaryota, Metazoa, Chordata, Aves, Passeriformes, Hirundinidae. Gene Ontology annotation, cellular component: cytosolic small ribosomal subunit; ribosome. Bases 55 to 309 code for a protein of 84 amino acids.
AUGGCGGUGCGGGGCUGAGCCCGUCCCUUUCCGGCCCCUCACGCCGCCGCCGCCAUGCCCCUCGCCAAGGACCUGUUGCACCCGUCUCCCGAGGAGGAGAAGCGCAAGCACAAGAAGAAGCGGCUGGUGCAGAGCCCCAACUCGUACUUCAUGGACGUCAAGUGCCCCGGCUGUUACAAGAUCACCACCGUGUUCAGCCAUGCCCAGACCGUGGUUCUCUGCGUGGGCUGCUCCACGGUGCUCUGCCAGCCCACGGGGGGCAAAGCCCGGCUCACCGAGGGCUGCUCGUUCCGGCGGAAGCAGCACUGAGCCGGCCGGGAUGCGACAGAGACGGGAAUUCCGCCCAGUCCCUGCAGCCCCCUCCGCUUCCCACCAAUAAAUUUUGGAUAAAACACCCAAAA